AUGAUUGUCGGGCCGGCUGAGCGGCCCGCCUGGAUAAUCCGGGCUAAUCUGUGGCGUCUUAAUCUGCCCGUCACCGCCCUGUUCCUGCUCCUCCUGCCGGCGUUCGACUUUUGCGAGGCGUCCGGUUACUUCGAAAUCCAGGUUAGCGAAUUUAACAACAGCCGCGCCCGGCUGGCCGAUGGCACCUGCUGUCGUCACGAGGAAGGGCGCUCCCGGUGCUCGCUAAACUGCCGGACCUACUUUCGCGUUUGUCUCAAGGAGUACCAGUCGGAGAUCAACACGAACGGUCCCUGCACGUUCGGGAACGUCUCCAGCGACGUCUUAGGCGGAAAUUACUUUGUUUACUCGUCGGAUACUUCCAAGGCUAGGCUUACUUUACGGUUCGAAUUUGCUUGGACGGUAAGAUAUUUUUUUUUUUUGUCUCUCUUUUUGUUCAGUUCAGCGCUUCAAAAAUUCUAUUUCCUUCAUUUUAUCGCAUUUUUUUCCUCUUUGUUCAUUUCAGCGCUCCAAACAUUCUAUUUCCUUUAUUUUAUCCCCUCUUUUCCUCUUUGUUCAUUUCAGCGCUUCAAUUAUUCUAUUUCCUUCAUUUUAUGCCCUAUUUUCCUCUUUGUUCAUUUCAGCGCUUCCUUCAUUUUAUCCCAUUUUUUCCUCUUUGUUCAUUUCAGCGCUCCAAACAUUCUAUUUCCUUCAUUUUAUGCCAUUUUCCCUCUUUGUUCACUUCAGCGCUCCAAACCUUCUAUUUCCUUUAUUUUAUCCCCUCUUUUCCUCUUUGUUCACUUCAGCGCUCCAAACAUUCUAUUUCCUUCAUUUUAUCCCGUUUUCCUCUGUGUUCACUUCAGCGCUCCAAACAUUGUAUUUCCUUUAUUUUAUCCCCUCUUUUCCUCUUUGUUCAUUUCAGCGCUCCAAACAUUCUAUUUCCUUUAUUUAUUUUAUCCCCUCUUUUCCUCUUUGUUCACUUCAGCGCUCCAAACAUUCUAUUUCCUUCAUUCUAUCCCGUUUUCCUCUUUGUUUACUUCAGCGCUCCAAACACUGUAUUUUUUUUUAUUUUAUCCCCUCUUUUCCUCUUUGUUCACUUCAGCGCUUCAAAUAUUCUAUUUCCUUUAUUUUAUCCCGUUUUCCUCUUUGUUUACUUCAGCGCUCCAAACACUGUAUUUUUUUAAUUUUAUCCCCUCUUUUCCUCUUUGUUCAUUUCAGCGCUCCAAACAUUCUAUUUCCUUUAUUUUAUCCCCUCUUUUCCUCUUUGUUCAUUUCAGCGCUCCAAACAUUCUAUUUCCUUUAUUUUAUCCCCUCUUUGUUCACUUCAGCGCUUCAAACAUUCUAUUUCCUUUAUUUUAUCCCCUGUUUUUUUUUUCUCUUUGUUCACUUCAGCGCUUCAAACAUUCUAUUUCCUUCAUUUUAACCCCUUUUUUUUCCCCCACUCUGUUCAUUUCAGCGCUCCAAACAUCCUCUUUCCUUUAUCUCAUCCCUAUUUUUUAA
Molecule: messenger RNA, 1476 nt
Organism: Acanthosepion pharaonis
Lineage: Eukaryota; Metazoa; Mollusca; Cephalopoda; Sepiida; Sepiidae
Source: the annotation of a GenBank genome assembly